ACAUACAUAUGUAUAAGUAUAUAGUAUACUUAUAUACAAACAUUAAAAUUUUUCGGAUUUGGAUCAUUUGGCGCCGAACGUAGGUUUAUACGAGUUUCUGCGCACAGAUGACCUUGAGAAUACCCCAACAUUUGAUCAUAUAUACAAAUUUUGUACAGCAAAUUUUAAUAGUUACUUCGGUUGUCCAGCACAUACAUUUGAAACGUUUCUAUGUAAACGUUACGCCGCAUGAGCGAUGAACCUGGGUAAUGGUCUGUUCUGGCUGGUGGCACUUUUUUUCGUAGCCUGUAAUCUGUCGUUCGGCGGUACUCGUGAGUCACAACUGCGCAUCGGUAAGGCCAUCAACAUAUUCGUGCGCUAUGGCUAUCUGGGGAUAUCGAUGCGUGUUAUACCAUACAAUGACAGCUACGAGGCGGAUAAAUGGCUAUUCAAGGAGCCGACAAAGUCAAUUUAUAAGGAUUUAAACGCAUUGAGUGAAAGUCGCGAAGAGAAUGCGCCGGGCAUCUUUCAUGGUGACUUCCAUAUGGAAUUCUGCGAUAAUCGACGACAGCUGUACCAGGCUUACUUCCGAGAUUUCACGGUUGAACGGCUGGAUAAACCGUGGGAGGCUUUUACCGGUGGCUGGUUCGCCGAGAAUGCCGCCAAGAAGCUGGGCAUAAACACGUCCUAUAUAAUGGGUGAAUAUUCGUAUGUACUGGUGCGUGUAGUGCGUUUCCGAGAAGUGGGUAAAUUCAAAGCCGACAUACCGCUCAAUCAGACACUGGAGAAUGACGUGCAUGAGCGUAUUGGUGGAAUAGCGGCCGGUAAUGUGACCGGCGCCAUCGAAUUUAUGGAGUCUUAUGGCACACACUACAUCAACUCUUACACGACGGGCAAUUCAUUGUACCAGGUAUUUGUCUACACGCGAAAAAACUACCAGCUGAUCAGGGAUCGCAUUAAAACGAAAGGCUUGAACAGUCUUUCGAAGAAGGACCUCUACGAUUUCUUUGCGCCAUGGCAUGCCGUUCACCUGGGGCAAAUACGUUCGGCUAGCGCCAAUGCGACGGUGGAGCGCUGGGCGCGGCGCAAACUGCAAUACGAGUACUAUGUGGUGAAGUAUGUGACAUUGCUCAAGUUGCACGGCAAUGGCACGCUACUCAAGGCAUUGGAUAGCCUCUUAGGCAACGAUGCAAUUCUUCAAUUAGAUUUGAAAUCAUUGAAUGUCAUAUUUAGGCAUGAGCCUGAGAAGCAAAACUGGUUCAACGAAGUGCUCGACAAUCAGAUGAAAUUGUGGGAGGUGAACAUGCCCAUGAACUGAUCCAACAGUAGCAAGUAGUAGCUAUAUACGUAAGAAUGAAUAGUUGGGAGGUUUACGUGAGCCGUUAAUGUUCCUAAGUCGCUAGCGACUAUUCGCGUUGUUGCCAUUUCUUUGCGCAGCCUUAAGUCGCACAUGUACAUAUGUAUGUGUAUAUAUAUGUGUGUGUGUAUGAAUUCAAUGUAGCAGUGCCUGGUUCACGUUAUAAAUAUUUAAAGAAAAAUAUGAUAUGUUGUUGUUGUUGUCCUCGGAGGCUGCAAUAAUGCUUUUUCGAUGCCUGUGAUAGUUUUAGUUGAUUUUAUUGUUGUAAAUUAAGUUAGUUCUAAUUUGAGUCAUAACACACAGAAGUACAUAUUUUCAUGUGUAGCAUAUGGAUACUUAUGUAUGUAUGUAUGUAAAUAAAGUUAGGGUUGGAUACGAUUUGGGAAAUGUGUUUUAUAAUGGUAAAAGAGCAGUCGGACGUAAAAUAGUUUAGGGAGAAUAUAAUUUAAGAAAUCGAAUAACGAAAUAAGUUAGCGUAAGAACUAUUGUUAAGGCAAAUAAGUAUGUAAAUAAAUAAAACGAUGGUUAAAUAGAUGAGAAAAAACAUGAUGAAA
Molecule: messenger RNA, 1890 nt
Organism: Bactrocera oleae (olive fruit fly)
Lineage: Eukaryota; Metazoa; Arthropoda; Insecta; Diptera; Tephritidae
Gene: tsl
Product: membrane-attack complex domain containing protein torso-like
Source: RefSeq, a predicted model, not a curated record